Messenger RNA from Saitoella complicata NRRL Y-17804, 2691 nucleotides. Its product is annotated as cysteine proteinase. Gene Ontology annotation, cellular component: nucleus; cytoplasm. The transcript has 3 exons. The record is from RefSeq and is a predicted model, not a curated record. Lineage: Eukaryota; Fungi; Ascomycota; Saitoellomycetes; Saitoellales; Saitoellaceae. Gene Ontology annotation, molecular function: SUMO-specific endopeptidase activity. Bases 1 to 2691 code for a protein of 896 amino acids. Gene Ontology annotation, biological process: protein desumoylation.
AUGAGCGAGCAGCGGCCUUCGACUGGGGUUGGUUCUCCUACGGGGGAGGCCACUGACGAUGCGGUAAUCUUGGUGGAUACGCCGACAUCUGCUCCACAACGUCUGGCGACGUCCCACCCAGUCGGUAACAGAAGUCUGCUACCGCCGUCACGUCAUCAUGCCCCCGUGGCUGGUGCCGUCAGUUUUGGUGUACCAAAGGGCCACCCUGAUCCGCAUACAUACCCGCGAGGUCAAACUCAACAUAUACCAGCUUGGAAAAUAGGAGGCAUCAAUCCGUAUGGUCAUGCGACUGCCAACUUCAACAAGCCGCGAACCGGAGCUGGGUCGUUUAGUGAAGGGCACGGGAACCAUACACCCAGAACGUACAUUUCGGGGCCAAAUAAACGGCGGAGAAUAGACAACGACACUUCGCCCACAUCAAUUGGUCUUCCGGACAGUGUAUCGUCAAUACGGUCUACUGCCAAUGGCGUUUCUGGGAAGUACUCAAACGAGCCUAUCGACGUUGACGAAGGUCCUCAUAACAGUGCCCAAGCCAAGAGUAAACGCUCUAGGAUUGCAUUGAAUGUCCAGUCUGGUACGGGCAUGAGUACCUACUUCAAUCCUCGCGCUCAAGAUGCUCACUCACAAGAUCCGCGCAAGUCGACACUCAGUCCCAGAAGAGACUCACUGGUUCUAUCAUCGUCACCUGCAGUGAUCUUACCCGUCAUGUGGGUCCGCAUAGGUGAUGGUCAAGAUGUACGAGAAGAUGGCUACGGCCUCAGGUUUACCGAGAAGGUGAUAGCUUUAAAGAAGCUUGAAAGCAACUACCCACAGACUCUGAAUGAAGACGAACACCGCAUAGAAUCCAAAAAGAUCAAUAAGAUAAUCUAUUCGACAGAUGCUGCGGCCAUGUUCCUGCAAAUUCAUCUGGUCGUGGCAAGGUCCUCUUGGGGUUCUGCGCACGUCACCUACCGCAUCCUUCCUGAGGGAUCUGCCGGAUUGAAUAUGAUCAAGGCUAUGCAAAUGGUCGACGAGCAAGUAACAUGGGAGCAUAUCCAGGACCAGAGCAAGGCAAAGCGGAUAUUGGAUGGUUGGUUAGAUCUCUCUAACGGGAGACCAAUGUUAGCAACGCCUGCGAGAGCACCACGGGCUACGGAUGCUUAUACCGAGGGAGGAGGCGCAGCGUCCUGUAAGAGGGCCACGAGAAUCAAGAAGGCAGCGGAGGAGUCAGACGGGGAGUUUGUCCCGGCGAGUGAGACACGGCCAAUGGCUGAAACUCGUGCCCGAACGCGAGCGCAGAAGCCAACAUCCUCCAAUACGCCUAUUCUCACUUAUCCUCCAGGCGGCAGCGGCAUCACCCUCUAUAACGACGAUCUUGACCGACUUGACGACGGCGAGUUCCUCAAUGACAGUAUUAUCGACUUUUACCUCAAAUACCUCCAACAACGAAUCCUCUCCUCCACCCCCGACCGAGCAAAGGAAAUCCACAUGUUCAACACAUUCUUCUACAAACGUCUCCGAGAUAAAGACAAGAACGGCAACAAACCGGGUUACGAUAACGUGAAGAAGUGGACGGCAAAGGUGGACUUGUUCAGGACAAAGUAUGUUGUCGUACCCGUGAAUGAAAAUCUGCAUUGGUAUGUUGCGUUGAUUUGUAACCUGGAUUGGUUGCCGAGAAAGUUGGCGGAUGGGGAGGCGAUGAGUGAGGAUCCCUUGUCUAGUACUGCGAUACAGCCUCCAACAGCUUCUGAUGACGAUUCGGAUGAUACAAUAAUGGAGGUGAAGGCAACGCAGGAGCAAGAUGAUGAGCUUGUGCGCGGAACCCCGAUUACGCCAGGGUUGAGAGAGAAGGACGGGUCCGGCGCUAUCAUCGACAUCGACAGCACCCCGUUUGACUCCAUCGAAUCAACCCCAAACCCAAAUCAAUCACUCGACAAAAAAGCCGAAAAAGCCCAAAAGAAACGCGAUAACAAGAAACCCAUCGAACCCGGCAAGCCCGUUAUCAUCAUCUUCGAUUCCCUCGGCGGCCAUCACAAUUUUACAGGCAAAACCCUCCGUACCUACAUCCAACUCGAAGCCCUCGCAAAACGGAACCUCGCCGUCUCCAUCGAAGACGUAGCAGCAGUUCACGCCAGAGUCCCCCGCCAAUCCAAUUUCUGCGAUUGUGGUGUCUUCCUUCUCCAUUACGUCGAGAAGUUCCUCGAGAACCCGGAAAGGUUCCUUCCCGAUAUCUUGAGCCGGCGGGACAAGAGUGGGGACGUUUCGGCUGGUACGGAAGAUCUGUGGAAGAGUGGAGAGAUUGGGAAGAAGAGAGCGGAGUUGAGGGAGAUGAUUGAGGGGCUGAGUGCGGAGUGGCAGGUUGAGAUGAAGAAAGCGGAGGAGGAGAAGAAGAGGGCCAAGGAGGCGGAAAUCGAUAAGGCGAUGAGUCGGGCUAGUUUGAAUGAUGCUAGGGAUGAGAAGGAGGAGGAAAGCACAGGGAAGGAGAAGGAAAGUGUUUCGAAGGAUUCAGGUGUCACGGGGAACGUAUUUGCGAUCCUCCGGAGGACUGCGGAGGAAAAAGCCGACAUGGUAGCGGGAAAGAAAUCGGCGAGUGUGCCGCCUACGCCCACGCCGACGGACACGAAGGGGCAGAGAGCAAAUCGGAGAAAGUCAAUGAGGCACGAAGGCAGGACGGCAGACAAUGCUAUUUCCCUCGAUAGCGAUGACGAUUAA